Molecule: messenger RNA, 801 nt
Organism: Phaedon cochleariae (mustard beetle)
Lineage: Eukaryota; Metazoa; Arthropoda; Insecta; Coleoptera; Chrysomelidae
Source: the annotation of a GenBank genome assembly
AUGAGAAUAACAAUAAUUGUACCAUUACAAUUACUUCUAUUAUUUUCAAUAAGUGUCAUCAGAGGAUACGUGUUUCCUGACGAUUUCAAAAUAUGUAAAUCUAUUGACCCAAAUUUGGACGGAUGCCUUGCAGAAUCCAUUCAAGAUGCUUUGUUCAAAUUGGCAAAUCCAGGAAUACACUCGCCAAUCAAUUUGACGAUCAGCAAAGUGACUUUUCCCUAUUUCCUCUUUACUCCUGAUGAUUCAGAACAGAAUACUACCAUCGAAUGUUUCAACUUGACAUACCCAGAUCUGUGGCAAGCUCGGGUGAAAAAUGUGAGUGUAGACCUAUGCAAUCCAGCACUCGACUUUACGACGAACAGUGCGACAGUAACUGCUUUCAUACAACGAUUCAAAAUGUUAGGAAAAAUUAACCAACAAGGGAAACCAGAGCCCAAGCAAGGAGACGGUGCUGCCAUUAUAAGAUAUUAUAAUGUGACUAUGAAGCACUCGCUCAAAUUCAAGCUCACAGAAAAGGACAACGAAAAAUAUCUGGACGUUACGUCCUACAACGUCAAAAUAUCAAUUUCCAGAUCAACAAUUUUCUUCGGUGACGUUGUGGAAGACAACGUUGCACUAGAAGAAGAUGCUCUGGCCAAGAUGGACCAACAGGAUGUGACCUUGGAAGGAAAUCAAAAGAAGAGAUUCCAAACUUUUGGUGCGCUCAUGUUCAGGGGGUUCGCAGGACAGCUCAUCAACAGUGUUCCUAUGGACAGGAUCAUAACUGAUUGGAGCAAAGCAUGUGUCAAUUCGACUUCUUGA